Molecule: messenger RNA, 246 nt
Organism: Plasmopara halstedii
Lineage: Eukaryota; Oomycota; Peronosporomycetes; Peronosporales; Peronosporaceae
Exons: 3
Coding region: 1-246 (81 amino acids)
Source: RefSeq, a predicted model, not a curated record
AUGGUGAAAAGAAGCGUACAAUUCUUAGGACGGCGCUGGGCAGGUUGGUCCAUCCGUUUGAAUUUCAAGUACCAAUACAUUCACUCGCGACUGAAAUUCGAUUCUUGCCCCGAAGACCGUAGGGGUGACCUUAAUGACAUUAAGGGAUUUUUGUGUAUAUCAGCUGCAACUUGUCGCAUUGUCAAGGAAGACUUUGGAAGUCGCGACAUAUUGUUGGUCCUUUCUGUCUUCUUUGAGAUACAGUGA